GCCCACACAGAGAUCGAUGAAGGGUUUGGAAUGCUGACAUGCUAAUAAGCAUUCCUCCCCCUAAGCCCCUCCCACCCUGCUGCUUGCUCGGUCGCUUCUCUCUCCCGGGCAAAGUCGCCGGGAUAGAAAAGCGACAGACAGCGGGCGCGAGUGCUAGUAGUGAGCGCGUGCACGCGGCUGGCUGACGGGGCCCUCGCUCCCGCUGUUUCCCUCAGACGGUGUCCGACGGGGCUCAUUCCAUUCCUUCCAUCCUCUCUCUUAAGAGCGCAGAGGCCUAGACAAACGAAGAGAGAGAAAGGACCCGGGGGGGGGUACUUGCGGCAAGGCCGGCGGCAAUGUCCGUAAGGAACAGUGAGGGGCGAGCGACGGCGACAGCCUCGGAGGUGCAGGGCCUGUGCCAUCACACUUCUCCUGCACCGUUUCUCCUUGCUCCUCAUAGUUGGGCUGUGCCUGGGGGCUGGGGCCGAGACUGAGCCGCCCUGGGCCUGAGGCCGGGCGGAAGAACACGGAGGAGACCGAGAGUGAGGCCGGGAGGAGUGUGGAGCUGCACGGAGGCAGCCUGAAUUUCCGCCGCCUGAGCAUGGGAAUCCUCUUCACUCGGAUAUGGAGGCUGUUUAACCACCAAGCUGUGCCUGGUCUAAUUGAUGUUAGAAAGCAAAGAAUUUACCGUGGCCUGAUUGGAAAAAGCUGAAAAUGCUUACUUUACAAAAAGCUGAUAGCACAAAGUGAUAAUUGUUGGCCUUGAUAAUGCAGGAAAAACAACCAUACUUUAUCAAUUUUCUAUGAAUGAAGUGGUGCAUACAUCCCCAACCAUUGGAAGCAAUGUAGAAGAGAUAGUUGUUAAUAAUACACGGUUUCUUAUGUGGGAUAUUGGAGGCCAAGAAUCACUUCGAUCUUCUUGGAAUACAUACUAUACAAAUACUGAAUUUGUGAUAGUUGUUGUGGAUAGCACAGACAGAGAGAGAAUUUCUGUAACUAAAGAAGAACUUUAUAAAAUGUUAGCACAUGAGGACUUGAAGAAAGCAGGGUUGCUCAUCUUUGCUAACAAACAGGAUGUUAAAGAUUGCAUGACAGUAGCUGAAAUUUCUCAGUUUCUGAAGCUAACCUCAAUUAAAGAUCACCAGUGGCACAUUCAGGCAUGUUGUGCUCUUACUGGCGAAGGAUUGUACCAAGGACUUGAAUGGAUGAUGUCAAGACUUAAGAUCAGAUGAUUUUUACUCUGUGCAGACGUUGUACCAAAAAAGUGCUGGACGUUUGGUCGUUUUGACAACUGUGAAUUAAUGGCUUAUGUGUAUUUAUAAAAUCAAAACUAUUUGCUACUUUAUUUGCUACUUAACACACUAAAGCCACCUCUGACAGAAAGAAAACAGAAGUUCAAACUUAGCUUUCCAGAUGUUUUCUCUGGAUGGAGUUCAAAUGCUGCAACUGACCUUAAUUUAAAGUGAAAUCACUUGAGACUGUUUUAAUAAAUAAUGUGUGGGUUGAGAAAGAAAAGGAGGAAUUUUAACUUUUACAUUUUAUUAUUCCAGUCUAACCCAUUCAGUUGAAAAUGUUGACUUUAUUAUUCCAGCAAAUCAGAAAAGAAGAUAGUGGCACAGAUAUUGACUUUCCAGUAUUGAAACUUAUUCAGACUUGUUUCAGAAGUGCAAUUUUUUUCCUGUAUGUGUUCUGUACACUUUGUAUACUUAUACCUCAUGUUAAGUUUGAUUGAAACCUGUACAGAGAAACAGUAACUAGCGCUGACUCUGUCAGUACUCUUAAUGCUGAGAUCCACAAACUGCAGUUAAACUGCACUAUGUAUAUUCCAUCCACUUUAGUCCUAUUGAAUCAAAAGUGCUUUAAUCUGUAUGAAUUGGGCUGUGAAAAAUAGUACAAGUAGGGAUACUGCUGACACAUCAUUUGUAUUUUGUCACAUGCUCUGUGCUGUUCUCGCCAUCAAUGAUGAUGGUAAAAUUCUUGAAGAUUAUUUGUUUUUAUAUAUAUAUUGCAGCUAACCAUAAAAAGAGAGACACGGUUUGUUAUUGAUAAGGUUUAUACGGCUUAAUAUUGACGUCUAGCUGUACCAAAAAAAAAAAGAAAAGAAAAUUGCAAAAGGUUGGGGAAAAUUUAAAGGUUUACAUUUUGAUUGUGUUGGCUAAGAAAAUUGCUUGGAAUAUGCAAAGUAGUUCAAAAACAUCUUUACACUUGGGUUUUAUACUAGGACAUUCCCAUUUUAAGCACCACUUGGGGGAGGUAAGGAUGCAUACUUGUGACAAGUGAAACAGUCAGGGCAUGGAGUUUCAUCUAGACUAAGUUACACUUAGUUCCCAUGUAUUUCAAUGGGAUCUAAGUUAUGACUAACUUUAAGUCCAGGUAAAGCCAGUUAUUCCUUUACAGGAGGCAGAAAGUAAAAUCAAGAUAGUUAGGUUAAUAAUAGACCAAUAUCCCAUAUAGCAAACUGCUUUUAAGCACUGUAGGAAUGCCCUAAGCAGUUUCCUGUAUUGCUUGUCGUGGGCUGCCUCUUAAAGAAACAGGAUACUAAACUCUGCAUUCUAUUUACGAAGCUCUUCUCUGGUUUGAGGAAAGAAUGCUUUAUUUCACACAAAUUACAGUUGACAGUCUUAUCUAAUCUUGUUGCAAAACUCCCAGAAUAUUAAACAAUGUGAAUAAAAAUUUUUUCUUAAACCUUGUGCAGCCAACAUUGUAAAAAUUGUGUGUGGGGUGGGGGGCAGUAAUUUGCAGAGAUGCCAUAGUGUAGGGAAAUUGCUGUGUUUCUUUAAGGGUUGCAGUUCUUACGAAAGUACAAGAAGAAUUACUUGAAAUAUUUUUUCAGUGCUCUGAACACUAUGCCUACCAUUCUUAUUAGGCUUCUGUGAUAUUUAGAAAAAAAUAUAGAUGUAGCACUUGAUACUGGAAAGCAUUCUGAUUCUUUUUUCUUUUUUUAAAAAAUAGGCCACUAAUUUGCUCCUAAAUGGGGAAAAACACUGUGAUAUGGUAGUUAACAUAUAAUUGCCUACAUUGGGUCAAAUUGUCUUGAAAUUAGAACACAUUUGAUAGUUCACUUAACUCUUGGAAAGAGAUGGAUGAUAUAUACAAGACUUAAAAUGAAUUGACUUUUGGAAUAUAUCCAUACUUCCAUGCUGAUAGUAUCUGAAGGAGAGUAAUGUGUUUCCUGAACAAGAUCAGUCUCCCCACCCCCUGUUAAUAAGCUUGUCAUUUUUUUAAAAAAAUAUUGAGAAUUGAUCCUCUUUACUGGCAGCUGUUCUCAGUUUGGGAACAAACACAUUUAAAUAAAAAGGGAGGUAAUAGGGCAACAAACUUUCAGGAAAGGUUUAGUCCAUUUCACGGACUCCAGGGAAGCAAAACAUUUACAAACUCACUGGCAGUUACCAUCUUAGAUUGGCUGGCAGACCCUCAGCGUUAACAACAUGCAGGAAAAGUGUUUUACACUAUAUAUUUCAUGGAUUGGAAUGAGGCAGCAGUGGGUAGGUGCCGUCUCCUGCCAGUCAGACACCCUAGGAGGGACUAGGGGAGAGCUUAACAUAGAGCCUUCACUUAGUCACUCUUAUUUUGGGAUAAGAGUAUGAAGUUACCAAUCAAUUCUUUGUGGUUAUAUUUGAAGCAGAAGCCCAUUUUCAUGUUUGUGAAUAUUUUUGUCUAAAACAAGCUUUGUAAACAAAAAAAACCCUGUAUGGGCAUGACUAUAAAACUGAUGUUACUGCUAAUUUUUUGAAACUUAGCUGGAGGACUUUGGAUGUCAUUCUGUCUCUACAAGUAAGGUUAUCCAUAACACUAACACCAAUGGAUUAAGGGCUGCUUGGCACACAACAUUCUCUACUUGUGUGCAAGAAAAAGUAUACACUUGUGUGUGUGUGUGUGUGUAUGGUGAGAUCAAGUGUAAAGAUUAUACAGUAUAGUGCUACCUGCCGCUGGACAGCAUGCUCUGUGGUUUUGUAGAGCAUAUGAUUGAGGUGGACCAUAGGUAUUUGCUUAAUGGACAGCUUUACUACUCUUUGUCUAAAGCCACCUUGGACCGUAUCCUGGUUCAUGUCAAUCUGUAGAAUCAUAGAGACAUACAACUGGGCUGAAAAAUAUAUCCAAGGUAAGCUGAAAAUUCAGUUUCUAGAUUUUGACUGGUGGAGGAACUUAUAUUUGGCAUUUAAUUUAAUGCUUUUUUUAAACUAUCCCUGCCAGCAUGCUUGCUUCUGUGCCUAUGUAAUGCCUACUCAUUGUGUACAUUUGUAAAUAAACAGAUUAUUAUAAAGAUAUUGCAA
Rhineura floridana is the source of this 4253-nucleotide messenger RNA. RefSeq names its product ADP ribosylation factor like GTPase 5A (gene ARL5A). Gene Ontology annotation, molecular function: GTP binding; GTPase activity. Gene Ontology annotation, cellular component: trans-Golgi network; cytoplasm. Gene Ontology annotation, biological process: protein localization to Golgi membrane; intracellular protein transport; vesicle-mediated transport. Lineage: Eukaryota; Metazoa; Chordata; Lepidosauria; Squamata; Rhineuridae. Bases 783 to 1211 code for a protein of 142 amino acids. The record is from RefSeq and is a predicted model, not a curated record. The transcript is spliced from 7 exons.